CAUUGGCUUCCCCGGGACACGUGAGGGAAGGGGGCGUGGACGCGGCGGCGUGGACGGGGCGGUCGGCCAAGGGUGUAGAUGAGAAGUCCGCGGACUCUGGCCUGUGGGCCAAAUGGACACUGUGGCGCUGGGCCGGUGGCGACGGCGGAAGCCGGAGGAGCUGCCGGUUCCCGGGGACGCGAAACGGGCAUGCAAAAGCUUCGAAGCAGCUGUACAAGAGCGGGGCUGCCCCCCAGGCAAGGCCAGCGUCCUGGGGUCCUGGGUCUCUGAGAAUCUGGCCUGGCCGCCUGGAGGCCACCUCCCUGCAACAAGGCCAGACAUUGGCCAGGGGCCACCACGUGUGGGGAUUCCUCCAAACGGUGGAAGGAGCCUGGCCCAGCCGUGCCCGAGAUGUAUUGCAGGAGAAUCUUGAACGCCACGUGGCUGCGGACAUCUUCCUUGUAAACAGAUGAGAAGGUCUGAACUGGACGCUUCAGUCAGUAGCUGGAGUCCCCUCUAAGGCCCUCUGGUCACCCCCUGGCCUGGACGCCUCGGGACCCUCACCUUCUUUCUCUGCCUGUGCCUGCUGGAAGCUGUCACUGCAUGCUUCUCCCUGUCACCAUAGAAUUAAAGACAACAUCUUGGGCAGGAAGCAAUUGUGGAGGGUGCAAG
Rhinolophus ferrumequinum (greater horseshoe bat) is the source of this 651-nucleotide messenger RNA. RefSeq names its product chromosome 16 C10orf143 homolog (gene C16H10orf143). Lineage: Eukaryota; Metazoa; Chordata; Mammalia; Chiroptera; Rhinolophidae. The transcript is spliced from 4 exons. Bases 113 to 412 code for a protein of 99 amino acids. The record is from RefSeq and is a predicted model, not a curated record.